AACAUUUAUUUGUAAAAAAACUAUUGAACAUCUUGAAAGCAACAUAUUGAACUGGCAACAAUAACUUUUAGAGAUCAAGGCGCUCUCAGUUCUGAGUUUUGUAAGGUCAAAUCUCUUAUCAGAGAUGAACGUUAUAAAAAAUGGCAUUACGAUUUAUUGGUGUUUCAUAAUAGAUUUCCUUCAUCUUUCUAAUGUGUGAGUGUAACUGUGUAACUAAUUAUGCCUCUGACAAGCAGGUUUUGUAGGUUAUGUUCCAAUGAAUCCAUUAACUAUAGUCGGAGAUAUUAUUUUUUCAAAACGAGUGAAUAUGGAUAUAAACCAAGACAAACUUCUCUCAAAAGAGUUGACAAUGAGCUACUACAGAUUCGCAAGAAAAACAAUAAGAUUUUUCAGCUGAUAAGUGCUUACAGAGAACAUGGACACAGAAUAGCCAAAACCAAUCCAUUUUCUCUUGAUCAAUCAAGUUCUGUUCCAGAGCUUGAAAUCGACCGAUAUUCUUUGAGCCCGUCUGAUAAAUUCGAAUUGAAUGGGAUUUUGACAGUGGAUAAUGACACAGAAAAUUCAGUGGAUCAAAUUAUUGAGCUGCUGAAGAAAAUCUACUGUUCAUCUAUCAGUGUUGAAUUCACAUAUCUGCAAGAUGAAACAGAGAGAGAAUGGUUUGCCAGCAACUUUGAGAGGCUGUCCGAUCAAAAACUGGACCCUGUCAUUGAGAAGCGGGCAGCCAUUGAAAUGCUCAAAUCGCAGGCUUUCGACAGAUUCCUGGCCACCAAGUUUGUGACGCUGAAACGGUACGGAGCUGAGGGCGCCGAGAGUAUGUUCGCCUUCUAUGUCGAGUUCUUCAGAGCUCUCAGUGAAGCAAAGGUUGACGAAGUGGUGAUUGGAAUGGCUCAUCGAGGGAGACUUAAUCUUUUGACAGGAUUGUUACAGCUUCCUCCAGCAAAGCUGUUCCAUAAACUGGCCGGCAACUCAGAGUUUCCAAGCAGCGCCAAGGCUUAUGGAGAUGUCAUCAGUCAUUUGACCACAUCUAUAGAUAUAAAAGAAGGAGGACAUAAAAUACAUGUCACAAGUCUCUUUAACCCUUCACAUCUUGAGGCAGUCAAUCCUGUAUCAAUGGGAAAAACCAGAGCAAAAUAUAUGGCCAAACAACAAGGUGGAUACGGUGACGGAAUAUGGGGAGAGCGCAUUAUAAAUUUGCAAGUACAUGGUGAUGGUGCACUCAUGGGUCAAGGAGUCAACCAGGAAACAUUUCUAAUGAGCCAGCUACCGUUCUUCGAGGUUGGAGGAAGCAUUCACCUUGUAAUUAAUAACCAGUUGGCAUUCACAACGCCUCCUUACUGUGGCAGGGGGACGCAUUAUGCUACCGAUAUUGCAAAAAUAAUAUCUGCGCCUGUCAUUCAUGUGGAUGGAAGUAAACCAGAGUUAGUCAUAAAAGCAGCUAGACUGGCUGUAGAUUAUCAAAGAAAAUUCCGGAAAGACAUUUUCAUUGAUCUCAAUUGCUAUCGUCGAUGGGGACACAAUGAAUUGGACGAUCCCACUUUUACAAAUCCAAUGCUCUAUAAAAUCAUUAAAGACUACAGAAGUAUUCCUGAUCAGUACGCUGAUGCUCUUUUGGAAAGGGGAAAGAUGACCAAACGAGAGAUUGAUAGUACAAUAACCGAGCACACAGCAUGGCUGGGAGAGGAACUGAAGAAGGCUGAAAGCUUUGAACCAGAGGAAGAGUAUUUCAAGGGACGGUGGCAGGGAUUCUCGCAAGCUGAGUCAGCAAUAACUGUGUGGGAUACGGGCGUUCACCUCAACCUGCUGCAUCAUGUUGGAAAGAAAUCUGUCAGCUACCCAGAAGGCUUUAACAUUCAUUCUAAUGUGCUAAGAAGUCAUGUGCAAACAAGGCUGAAGAAAGUUGCUGAACAAUUGAGUCUUGACUGGGCAACUGCUGAAGCUCUUGCAUUUGGAUCGUUGCUUUAUCAAGGAUACACCAUUCGUCUGAGCGGCCAAGAUGUGGGCAGGGGAACGUUCUCACAGAGACAUGCAAUGCUUGUGGAUCAGGAUACUGGAUUAGUGCAUAUUCCUCUUAACAAUAUGAUAGAAGACCAGAAACACAAACUAGAGAUUGUUAAUAGUUUACUUUCGGAAGAAGCCGUUCUAGGCUUCGAGUACGGAGUAAGCAUCGAAAAUCCGAGAAAUCUGGUUAUUUGGGAGGCUCAGUUUGGGGAUUUUUUCAAUGGCGCUCAAAUUCAAAUUGAUGCUUUCGUCACUUCUGGUGAAGCGAAAUGGAUGCAGUGCAGUGGCUUGGUGAUGGUUUUGCCGCAUGGCUACGAUGGGGCCGGACCAGAGCACAGCUCGUGUCGACUGGAGAGGUUCCUGCAGCUGACAGACUCCAGUGAGACCCUGCCCGACGGAGAGGAUGUCAACUUCCAUGUCGCCAACCCCACCACGCCUGCCCAGUAUUUCCAUCUUUUGAGGAGACAGAUGUUGAGAAACUACAGAAAACCAUUGGUCAUUGUGGGUCCUAAAAUAUUGUUGAGACUUCCUGAAGCAACAUCACCUCUGUCUGCCAUGGAACCCGGUACACAUUUCCAACCAGUUAUUGAUGACGAUGAUUGGAGCUUAGAUAAAAGCAAAGUGUCCAGAGUUAUUCUGACGAGUGGGAAGCACUACUACGCUAUCAAAAAGCACAUGAAAGAGAACAAAAUCAAAGAAACGGCCAUUGUUCGCGUCGAAGAGCUGUGUCCGUUUCCUACGUGGCACUUGCAACGAGAAUUGACCCGCUAUUCAAGAGCUAAAGUUUUCAUAUGGAGCCAAGAAGAGCCUCAAAAUAUGGGAGCUUGGACUUUUGUUAAACCAAGAUUCGAAAAUCUUGUUGGCAGAAAGAUUGUCUAUGCAGGAAGAAAGCCGUUACCAGUUCCAGCUGUUGGAAUCGGGAAAUUGUACAGAGAAGAAGCUGAAUUUGUUGUGAGACAACCCUUCCUAAUCUAAUCCUUUCCUGUCUGUUACCUCUAUUAUUUAUUGUAUGGAAAUUUUACGAAUUGUCUAUUUAUUAUGUGUAGUAAAUGUAUUAUAAUAAAGAUUUACAGAAAA
Messenger RNA from Nilaparvata lugens (brown planthopper), 3075 nucleotides. RefSeq names its product probable 2-oxoglutarate dehydrogenase E1 component DHKTD1 homolog, mitochondrial. The transcript is spliced from 19 exons. The record is from RefSeq and is a predicted model, not a curated record. Gene Ontology annotation, biological process: tricarboxylic acid cycle. Gene Ontology annotation, molecular function: thiamine pyrophosphate binding; oxoglutarate dehydrogenase (succinyl-transferring) activity. NCBI's taxonomy places the organism in Eukaryota, Metazoa, Arthropoda, Insecta, Hemiptera, Delphacidae. The coding region runs from base 220 to 2973 and encodes 917 amino acids.